GUCAACAUGGACUCUGCAAACAUAAAGCGAGCCUGCAGUCUGCUGUGAUGUGACUCAACAAGCUGCAGAACAUUGACAGCGUCUUUUUUUUUUUUUUUAAACCUGGCUGUUCCACCUUCAUGGCAACCUUGUUGUCGGCCAACGUGUCCGCCCGGUUGGACAAUGCGGAGCGUGCGGUGGCGGCCGCCGUGACCACCUCCUUCAGCUUGAUCUUCCUCUACGUCAACUGCGUCAUGCUGUUCACGCUGGGAAGCAAGCGCGUUUUCCGGGAGACGUCGCGCUACAUCCUGCUGUCGAACCUGCUGCUCGGAGACACGCUGCAGUUGGCCAUCUCGCAGCUGCUGUACUUGCUGAGCGCGUCUCGCGUCACCCUCACGUAUCCCCUAUGCGGCGUGUUCGUCAUGCUGGGCAAACUCUUCAGCAGGAUCUCGCCCCUGGUGCUGGUGGUGAUGUCGCUGGAGAGAUACGUGGCCGUGUGCCACCCUCUCAGGCACGCCUCCAUCAUUACCAGCAGGAACACGGUGGGGGCCUCGCUCGCCGCGUGGGUCUUUUGUUUUCUAAAUGUUCUCAUUCAGGGGCUUCUAUUGCUGAUGUUUCCCUUUGACCAGCUGGAGAGUCUGCAAAUGUCCAAGUUUUGCAGCGUCAUAAACAUUUUCCUCGUACCGGCUUAUGAAGUUUACUUCAACGUUUACACAUAUUUCCUGUUCAUCUCGGCGUCCCUGACUGUUGCUUUCACCUAUGUGAGCGUAAUUAAGUCAGCCAGAUCGGCGGCCACGGACAAGGACUCGGCCCGUAGAGCUCGGAACACGCUGCUGCUGCACAUGGUCCAGCUUGGCCUCAGCCUCAUCUCGGUGUUCUACUCCAAAUUCCUCACUUUCCUCUUUACUGUGUUGACCUGGGUGGUCAUUCAACGGCUCCAGGUCGUUCUUUUUGUGUGCUUUUCCUUACUACCCCGAUGUCUGAGUAGCCUCAUUUACGGCCUGAGAGAUCAGAGCCUCAGAGUCGUGUUUGUGUAUCAUCUGUUCUGUCACCUCAAAGUGUCGGUCGCUGCUGUUAAAAACGCGUUUGUGUCCUGAGAGUUCUUCUUCGUUCUUUCCUUGUCCCUUCACCUGUGACACAUUCAAACUUCACACUCUGUACUACUUAAAAUCGCCCAUGUGCACGGUUUCACUUGUAACCCUGCACAUAUUUGCCACUUAUUUAUGGAACAUUCAAGCAGGAUGUGAUCGUACAAGUUUAUUGUGAUUCAUGUGCAACAUGAAAUUACAGAAUUGUGUCCACAUGAUUUUUUUUUGGUAGUGUUUUCUCCAGUAUGGAAAAUGUUGUCGACGGUCCUGUUAUUUUCUGUCUGA
Messenger RNA from Syngnathoides biaculeatus (alligator pipefish), 1352 nucleotides. Its product is annotated as odorant receptor 131-2-like. Bases 120 to 1076 code for a protein of 318 amino acids. The transcript has a single exon. The record is from RefSeq and is a predicted model, not a curated record. Gene Ontology annotation, cellular component: membrane. Gene Ontology annotation, molecular function: G protein-coupled receptor activity. Gene Ontology annotation, biological process: G protein-coupled receptor signaling pathway. Lineage: Eukaryota; Metazoa; Chordata; Actinopteri; Syngnathiformes; Syngnathidae.